This is a messenger RNA of Ictidomys tridecemlineatus (thirteen-lined ground squirrel), 644 nucleotides long. Its product is annotated as keratin-associated protein 2-1. The record is from RefSeq and is a predicted model, not a curated record. Lineage: Eukaryota; Metazoa; Chordata; Mammalia; Rodentia; Sciuridae.
AUGACUGGCUCCUGCUGUGGCUCCUUCUCCUCCCAGAGCUGUGGAGGCUGCUGCCAGCCCUGCUGCUUCCGCGACCCCUGCUGCUGCCGCCCAGUGUCCUGCCAGACCACCGUGUGCCGCCCCGUGACCUGUGUGCCCCGCUACACGCGCACCAUCUGUGAGCCCACCGGCCGCCCCAUCUGCUGCGACCCCUGUGGCCUGCAGGAAGGCUGCUGCCGCCCCAUCACCUGCUGCCCAACGUCCUGCACGGCCGUGGUCUGCAGACCCUGCUGCUGGACCUCCACCAGCUGCCAGCCCAUCAGUGUGCAGGCGCCCUGCUGCCGCCCCCACUGCUGCCAGCCUGCUCCCUGCCGCACCAUCUGCAGGACCUCCCACUGCAACCCCUGCUGCUAAGAAGUGAGCUGACUCCCAAGCAAGCCAUCAACCUUCUGAUACUUGAAUUUCCAUUUCUGUACCUAACACACUCCUGACCUGAGCCACCAAGACCCUAAACCAACCUGCCUGCGAAAGGAGACCUGAACUCAUCUCUUAAGACCCUUGGGAUGGUCUCAAGUCUCUGAAUAGAAGUAAUGUCCUUAUUUCCAUCUUGGAUCUAAGGUCUUGGGGGAUGUUUAUUUUCUAAUAAACUUGACUUCUUUGACUUC